UGAGUUUAGGGAAAGUAUCGACGUUUAUGCUUGUCAAUCAGCAGGAGCCGUGGGGAGUGAAACUGGAGGGAAGGUCGACGAUCGGGACGGAUUUCUAGUCCAAAAAGCACUUCAGUGCUAAUGCGACCAUAAUGUUUUGGAAAAAUAAGGAAAAACUAUAUAUAUUUUCAAGGAAACUGUUUUGGUUUACUUUGAAAUAAGGUAAUCAAGCAAAGCUUUCACUACGCCGAACUUGGCGAGUAUCACUCGCUGCCUCGUUGCAUUUCAGCUGGAAAACAGCGGAUUAUUUACACAGACAAAGUGUGUAAACUAAAAGAGGGCUCAACUACAGACGGCUAUUGCUGUGUUUGAUAUAUUCCUUUCGCCAGAAGAGAGGACUUCAUCCAGAGGAGUUUGUGUCGCUGUCGGGAAGCUCUUCCCUGUGGACGUGCUGGAAACCAGGAGGAGUGACGGUUGGAACACGAAACUUAAAGCGCGUAUUUUCCUGGAAGGUAAGAAGAAAAUGAGCGGAGGAGAGGUGGUGUACACGGGGUGGCUCAGAAAGUCUCCACCUGAAAAGAAGUUACGGCGUUAUGCAUGGAAGAAGCGAUGGUUUGUUCUGCGCAGUGGGAGGCUGACAGGAGACCCAGAUGUGCUGGAGUAUUACAAGAAUGACCAUGCCAAGAAGCCCAUCCGCGUAAUCGAUCUGAAUCUGUGCGAGCAGGUGGACGCCGGUCUCACAUUCAACAAGAAGGACCUGGAGCACAGCUUCAUCUUUGACAUCAAGACUAUCGACCGGAUCUUUUACCUGGUGGCAGACACUGAAGAGGAGAUGAACAAGUGGGUGCGCUGCAUCUGUGAUAUCUGUGGCUUCAACCCCACCGAUACGGAAGACUCCGCAAAGAUCUCUCACCAAGUAAAUGUGCCAGGGGGUCUGGUGGUGGAUAUGGCCCCUAGUGGAGGGCCAGGAGGAGCCUUAGGGGCUUCUGCACUGGCCAACCUGCCUCCUCCCUACCAGCCUGUCAGCAUCAGACCAUUGGGGUCCUCCUCCAGUCUGGAUGAGCCUCAGGACUACCUUUGGCUGCUCAACUGUGAGAGCAAGAAACCUGAGCCUAACAGGGCCCAUGGCGAAUGCUCCAAGUCUACCUCCUCCGAACCCGACUGUAAUGACAACCUCCCUUCCCACCACACGCCCACCUCCUCCUCCUCCUCCAGGCACGCCUCGGUCAAUGGUUUCUUUCCUACCCACCAUGCCGCUGGGCUCUAUGAUUCUCCUCCUUCGCGCGGGCAGUCGUUGUCGGCCGACUCGCAGGGUCUUUACCACCUGCCCCGAAGUUACUCUCAGGACACUGUGCUGCUGCCAAAGUCGGCGUCCUCCCCUCCCGCUCCUGACGGUGAGCCCGGUGAACUCUAUGUCUUUAACACGCCUGGUCGUAAACCCUCUUUAGAGGCCCAGUUGCGGAACUUGUCAGUUAGCUAUGAUAUUCCACCUACACCUGGAAGUAACUGUACCUACCAGAUUCCCCGUACUGCUGGGGUGGAGGCUGUUUCAGGGGCCACAGAUGUGGUACCGCCCCCUCGUCCACCUAAGCCUUUACUGACCACGGGAACAGUUCCACCUGAGCGGUCACCCACGGACACGUAUGUGGUGCCACGGUCAGUGUCUGAGACUGAUGGGAAUUACUGCAUGCCAUCUAGUACAGGAGGGAACAAAGCACUAAGGAGCAACACCAUUGGUACAGUGGAUUCUUCACGUCUACGUAAAGAUUACGGAUCUCAAGACUGCUAUGAUAUACCCCGUCCCUUCCCCCCAGAUAAAAGUUGCUCAUUUGAUUUUAAUGAAAGCUUCAACAGCUAUUUUAAGAAUAAAGGCAUGGUGCCAGUAGGAGGUGUUUCCACUGAGGAGAUGGACGAGAACUAUGUACCCAUGAGCGUCCACUCUUCGUCACAUCAGCGCUCUGGCAGCCUAUCAGAACCCAUCCAGGAGCCCAACUAUGUGCCCAUGACACCAGGCACAGUGGAGUUCUCCUCCCUCGGAAAACAGGUGCCCCCUCCAGCCCACAUGGGCUUCCGCUCCAGCCCCAAGACCCCACCUCGUAGACCGGUGCACAUGCCCGAAUGCCAACCGCCGCCUGUUGACCGCAACCUCAAACCUGACCGUAAAGGUCAGAGCCCUAAAAUAAACAGAGCAGUCGGUCUUGAGCGAACCGACUCCCAAACCAUAGGUGAAUUCUCAAGACGGCGUAAGGUUAAGCCGGCCCCUUUGGAGAUCAAGCCUCUAGCUGAGUGGGAGGAGUAUACGGCGCCGGUCCGUUCCCCCGUGACCAGGUCCUUCACGAGGGAUGAUUUUCUCUGCGUGCCUUUGCCAUUUGUUUCCUGUUUACUCUUUGAUUUUUCUACUCCUCUUCUCCUCCCUGUUGCUCCAUUCUGUAGAGAAGAGUCCUUCUACUGUACAGUUCCCAUCACUCCUAUAAAGAGAGAAGUGUCAGGUCUAGACCACCAGGAUGAGAACAUGAAGCUAGCAGCACCAAUGAAUGCUGAUGGAGGUAGCAGUCCCAUGGUGAAGCCCAAAGGAGACAAGCAGGUGGAGUACCUGGACCUCGACUUGGACCCUGGGAAAUCAACUCCUCCUCGGAAGAAGAAGAGUAACGGGACUGGUAUUUCAGCAUCAGACGAGCGGGUAGACUAUGUGGUGGUGGAUCAGCAGCGAACGCAAGCACUGAAGAGCACACGUGAGGCCUGGAGUGACGGACGGCAGUCGACGGAGCAAGAUCCCCCCAACAAAGGGGCCAAAUGACACCCAUCUCUUUCCUUUUUUGUGCACGGUCAUGACUCGCGGGAGGCCGAGGAACGGAGGGCACUGCACACGCUCUGAACCUCCUAUCAGGCCUCCACAUUUGAUUUUAGAUACAGCUGUGUGACAGCACCUAGGUCACAGCUCCCAGAUCAGCAAGUUUACACUGCUUCCUGCUAGACGACAGCACCCGAGCAGGGGAGAGCUGAUCCGAGGGAUCCUCAUGUAUAAGCUGACAGACUCCAAGUAGGAUGGACCGCACUCUGCAUAGGGGCUUGAAGGACUUGCCGAGCCUUUUCGGCUGAAAGCCAAGUGAAAACUACGCUAACAGCAGCAUUAUUCAUACUACAUGGAUACAAACUGCCCCCAACUCAUCAACUCAGACAGUUUCAGAUUUUUGGAUAUUGUUUUUCCCACAUCGUGGUGUUAAAGCACAUUAUUCCUUGGGCUAGGGGAGCAUCAGGUCUGGUGAAUUUGUCUGUCCUCAAGGUGUUUAUUUUUUUUAAACAACGUUCCAUGUUCACAAAACUGCCAAGGUGAGUUUUUAGGAUGCAUUUUAGAAGCCUAAAAGGUUUUUUGUGUAUAGUUCCAUGAUAAUCUGAAACUUUUACACAUCUAUUUUUUAUUAUUUUUUUUCCCAUUUGUUUUAUUCUUUUGGGCCUCAUUUGUAAUUCGGUAGUGCAAUCAAAAGGUUUUGAGUUGCUUGAGCCGCAAAUCUGCUAAGGUGAGUUAGUUUGCUUGAAAAUGAUUAUCGUUUGCAUUUGCAUUUAAGACAGCAGGCAGACUGUAUAAAGUGUUAUGUACAUGAAUAAAAGUGUCCUUUAUUUGUAUCUAAUAUCUAGUAUGUUAAGGCUAAGGUGUGGAUUCUGCAGGAUAGAAGUCUACACGGUCUGAGAUGGUAUCAGAAACUAUGAAAUGUUAUUGGUGGAAUCAGGAACUGUGAUAGUUUUUAACAGAGAAGAGAUUUCUCUGAAGUUUUGUGUGUUUUUUGUUUUUGGUUUUAUUCUCUCUUUUAAUUUUCUUCAAAGCCAAGGUAUCAAUUUACAAAAGCGCCGAGGUCAGGUACUCACUGAAAGGUUUAACAGCUUUCAUUUAUUUUAUUUUAUUUUAUUUUGCAGCUAUAGAUGACGUCUUUAGUGUUGCAGAUCGUAUGUUCUCAUAGAAACCUUUUGAAAUUGCUUACGAUGCAAGAUAUUAUUACUAAGAAUGAGAUGCCUUCAUGGAGGGGAGGAAAAGCCGGUCAAGUAGUUUCAGGAAUUGUAUUAUGUUUCUUCAUUCUCUGUGUGACUGGUCUAUCAAUGCAUUUUAUUGCUACUUCGAUAAUUUAUUUCAGAUGGAGUUCCGCAGCUCUUGGAGACUAAUUGCCUUACCAUUGCAACUUUUUUUGAAUGUUGUAAAUAUGAUCCGUUCGGUGAUUUUAGCUCAUGUCAGAAUACAUCUAUUCAGAAUACAUCAGCAUAAAACUUUACUGUGUGUAUAAAAUAAAAUAGCUCUACUAACUGCCAUUCUUAAGCCAAGAAGACACUGUUGAUGUGUUGCAACACCAUUGGUGGCUUCUGCUGUAUGUAUUUCGAUACAGGCUUUUCAAGCAUGUCUUUUGAUUCAAAGCUGUGCCUAUAUUGUUUCCCUUCUACUCAAAUCUUUUUUUCUUUGAGUCCUCAGACCCUGAUGCUUUAUAUCUUUUUUAAUGAAUCUGAAAGAAAUGUACAUUUGAAAAUAAACUCAAUAAAAAUGAUACUUCAGGAGAUUA
Sinocyclocheilus anshuiensis is the source of this 4523-nucleotide messenger RNA. RefSeq names its product GRB2-associated-binding protein 1-like. Gene Ontology annotation, molecular function: signaling adaptor activity. The transcript has 13 exons. The record is from RefSeq and is a predicted model, not a curated record. The coding region runs from base 503 to 2776 and encodes 757 amino acids. Gene Ontology annotation, cellular component: cytoplasm. Gene Ontology annotation, biological process: signal transduction. NCBI's taxonomy places the organism in Eukaryota, Metazoa, Chordata, Actinopteri, Cypriniformes, Cyprinidae.